AUGGCCUUACCACAAUCAGAUGUACCAUUUUUAGGAAAUAGCUUAGCCAUAAACGGGAAGCCUGACCACACCACCUGCACAAACACUCUCCCUCCCCUCACCUCCUUCUCCGCCGCCGGCCACUUCCCGGAGCUCGAGUUCGUGUCUUGGGAUGUCCCAGAGGAAAGGAUGGAGGGCAACGACUGGUUCGAUGAACCCUUGGAUGGCGACGAGGGCUGGCGCUCGGCGGGCAACGACCUGUCCGGAUCCGGAUCCGGUGAACCGCCGCCGGCGCCUGCGCCGAAGCGGCGUGGCCGGAAGCCCGGGCCUCGGACCAACGGCCCCACCAUCAGCCACGUGGAGGCCGAGCGGCAGCGGCGGGACAAGCUAAACCGCCGCUUCUGCGAUCUCAGGGCCGCCGUGCCCACGGUGUCCAGGAUGAACAAGGCGUCCCUCCUCGCGGACGCCGCCGCCUACAUCGGCGAGCUGCGCGACCGCGUCGAGCAGCUCGAGGCCGAGGCCAAGCAGGCCACCGCCGCUUCGGCCGCUGUCACCACCGCGGCGGCGGCGGCCACCCACUCGUUCGGCCUCGGCCUCCUCCAGGAGAAGCUGGGGCUGGAGGUGCGGAUGGUCGCCGGGCUGGACGCGGCGGCCCUGCGCCUGACGACGACCGCGGCGCGCCACGCGCCGGCGCACCUCAUGCUCGCGCUGCGCUCGCUGGAUCUGCAGGUGCAGCACGCGUGCGUGUGCAGGGUGGGCGGCAUGACCGUGCAGGACGCCGUCGUCGACGUGCCCGCUGGGCUGCGAGACGAGCGCUGCCUCCGCGCCGCGUUGCUCCACAGGCUCCAGCAGAGCGGCUAG
Miscanthus lutarioriparius is the source of this 840-nucleotide messenger RNA. The record is from the annotation of a GenBank genome assembly. NCBI's taxonomy places the organism in Eukaryota, Viridiplantae, Streptophyta, Magnoliopsida, Poales, Poaceae.